Molecule: messenger RNA, 2685 nt
Organism: Acanthaster planci (crown-of-thorns starfish)
Lineage: Eukaryota; Metazoa; Echinodermata; Asteroidea; Valvatida; Acanthasteridae
Product: biogenesis of lysosome-related organelles complex 1 subunit 3-like
Cellular component (GO): BLOC-1 complex
Source: RefSeq, a predicted model, not a curated record
ACGUAUGCAAACCGCCCUGGGUCAGUUGUACCGACACCGUAGCCCUCUACCCACUCUUUGCUAGAGACGUGUACAUGUUCUUUCAACGUGUAUUAAUGCUAAUACAUUAGCAAGUUAACAUUAGGCAACAGUCAGGCCCUAACAGACAUGUCGGAAAUUGUGUCUGUAGUGUCAGGUGAGGCAGAAGAGUCAGAUACAGAUGAGGACAUUAGUUCCAACAACAGUGGAGAUGAAGGCACAACCAACGACAGCAACACAGCUACAGCAGGUGGGGUGACUGACGCCGGACUGCGCCCAUCGAAGUCACCGCGGCCACGACCGCUGCGCAGUCUGAGCUCUCAGCCUGGAGUUAUAGUGCAGGGAGAAGCUUCGGAGACGGACAGUGAUGAAGAUACCAAACCAAAGAGAUCUGUGUCUGAUUUAGUCAAACACGAUAGCUUACCGCCUUUGAAAGUUGAUUUUCCAUCCAGAAAAGAAGGUUCCCAACAGUUCCUUAAAAAGACAGACCCACAGAGCAAGUUGUCUCUGCCAAAGGAACCAGUAGCUCUCAAAUAUGACACCUUACUGCACCGUAAACUGCGCGAGCGGAAUGCUAGUCUGCAAAGUGUUGUGUAUGGAGCUGUGGCUGGGGUGUUCCAUUCAUCAGCUAAGGAAUUGGCCGAGGCUAACCAGAUGCUUGGCAAAUCACAAACUGUGAUUCAGGAUGUGUGUCAUAACCUUAGAGUGUUUACUGCAGACUUGAAGCAGAUUGAAGUGAAACUGGACACAGUCAACUCAUGCUCAAACAUUCCAAACAUCUGCACCGAGGUGAAACGUGGAACAUUGGUGGCUUGAUUUCCAGGACUCCCAAGGGAAUGAAUCAAGUAUAAAAAUGAGCCACAUCCGAAACAAAGUUUGUCAUUUUUAGAAUUCAAAGACAUCUCAGAAUUUUCCUUUGAAGAGAAUGUGAUUUGCACUACGUGUACAUGUAAAUGUGUAAAUAAUGAUUUAGAUGUAUGUGUACACUGUAUGUUCUCCAGUUAAAAGCAAAGUCUUACACAAAGUAACUUCCCUCAAAUGAGAAUGUUCAUACCCAGUUCUACAUUAGUCCACUUUUAGGGUCCAUUUUACAAAUCGUUUUUACUAGCAAAGAAAGAGUUCAGGGUACUCUUUCUUUUGAACCUCCAUUCUCACCUAAAGACUAUAAUGUGAACAGAAAAAUAUUACAAUUCUCUGCUUCGUUUUUUUUGUUUCAAUCUUGAGUAUUUUUAAUUACACACAUGUUGCCGUAACCCCCCCCGUGUUUGUGUCUAUCAGCCCAAUGCCUACCCAGCUGUGCACAUCUGAAAGCAACCCCAUUGAUGAUCACAAACUGGGAUAGCUUUAACAACCAGCACUGAGAAUGAAGCACUAGGAAUUGAUAUCAAAGUCGUUGUAUUAGGCACAAGUGUAUUUGGAUCCUUUGAAACAUGGAAACAUUCUUUUGUUACAGUAUAGCUUUUGUAGAAUGGAUUACCCUGAAAAGUGACCAUGUUAAUUGCAAUACAGAAUUGGCUUUCUAGAUAACCAUUCCCAGUGUAUGGUAGCCUACUUUUCCUAUCGCCCUCUCCCUGUCUUUAAUACUCCUCACCCUCUUAUUGAGCACUUUACAUAACAAUGUUAACCAAGAUAUAUUUGUUUUGGACCACCGUGGAGGAUGAUUUUUACAAAAGGCACAGGUUGGCUCCAAGAACACUAACGAUGCACAUGUAGUUUAUACUACUAAUGAUGGAAGGGGGCCAUACUAAGAAAGACGAUCUCGGGCACACAGGAAACAUUACGAUUUGAAGAUCUUUUACCAGAGCACUAAAAGUUCCACUUAAAUUUAUGGGAUUUUCUAAAGGAAAACACUGAACAAAGUAAAAAAAAACAGAGAAAAUGAUCAUCAAAGUCGCACCCCUGUACAUUUUCAAUGGCCCGCUCACACGUCUUUUCGCCAAAGGCCAUUUGUGCGCAUGCGUGUAUUCCAUUGACCUGGUUCUCCAAAUAAAAAUAUUUGGUCCACCUGGUACUACGGGCAGUAUACGUCCGUAAAGUAUUCGGGCGCACGGAGGGAGGUAUUGACAGUGCGUGCGUCUUGCAUUCAGGAAAUGUGUACAUAGAGAAAUAAAUUUGCCUGAAAUAAAUGAGCACGAAAUUAGUGCCCUUUUUAUACAGGCCCAGACUUGCUUUUGAAAAUAGAUAUAAGACAUUACUGUUGCCCACAUAACCAUACGGAUUUUACCAGUACUUGCGCCCGCCGCGUUGGUCUUGUAUUCAAAGAACCAGAACCAUCAGCGUAGCAAGGUUAUGCAUUGCUGGCGUUGCCAUGGUGUCAGUGCAAACUCCUAAUAGACGAAUAUUAGCCAUGUUUGGUUCGAUAUGUGGUUCUUCAUUCAGAACAUCUUCAGGAAUAAGAUCAUACAGUAACAACCAUAUAGCAGGAGUCAGGCCCGUAACCAAGGGGGAGGGUGCAGGGAUGCGCCGCUCCCCCCCCCCAGCACUGAUAGGUCCGCUUUUGAGGCAAGAAAUGAUUUUGAGCUGUUGUAUAACAUUUUGGGAAAAAUGCCGCGCGCUUCCGUUUUUUUCGCCUCGGUCAAUCCCCUCUCCGGGAGUUUACUUAUUCCCCCCCCAAAAAAAAUCCCUAUGCUUGGUCCGCAUUUUUGAGGAUUCGCACACUCCCCCCCC